Messenger RNA from Verticillium alfalfae VaMs.102, 1125 nucleotides. RefSeq names its product ribose-phosphate pyrophosphokinase. Gene Ontology annotation, molecular function: magnesium ion binding; ribose phosphate diphosphokinase activity. Gene Ontology annotation, biological process: 5-phosphoribose 1-diphosphate biosynthetic process; purine nucleotide biosynthetic process. Bases 1 to 1125 code for a protein of 374 amino acids. The record is from RefSeq and is a predicted model, not a curated record. Lineage: Eukaryota; Fungi; Ascomycota; Sordariomycetes; Glomerellales; Plectosphaerellaceae. Gene Ontology annotation, cellular component: ribose phosphate diphosphokinase complex; cytoplasm. The transcript is spliced from 4 exons.
AUGGUUCGCAACAUUGUCAUCCUCGGCGGGAACUCCCACCCGGAGCUGAUUGACAACAUCUGCAACAUACUCGGCGUCACCUCGUGCGAGCGCAUUCUCACAAAAUUCUCGGCUGGUGAGAGCAGAUGCGAAAUCAAGGAUUCCGUCCGAGGAAAGGAUGUGUACAUUGUCCAGUCCGCCUCCGGCUCCGUCAACGACGGCUUCAUUGACCUCUGCAUCAUGAUCUCCGCCUGCAAGACCGGUUCCGCGAAGCGGGUCACCGCCAUCACGCCGUUGUUCCCUUACUCGCGUCAGCCCGACGUACCUUACAACAAGAUCGCGUCCCUGCUACGCCUGGUCCCGGGCAUCUCGAGGACCCAGACGCUGAGCAGUGGCAUCGAGGGCCUCGACUCCAAGCUUGCUAGGACCAAGCUGGCCGAAAACAACCUCAAUGGCUACUCAAGAAACGGCGAUCCCAAGACCCCGGGCCGUCACCAACAAGAAGGCUCCCUGUCGUCGCAACCCAGCUUCACCACCCACGACCAGGGAAACAAUCAGAGCGCUCUGGCCAACUUCAAGGUCAAGCCUGGCUACAAGCAAUGGGUCGCCCAGGCCGGCACCCUUGUCGCCGAUUUGCUGACUUGUGCCGGCGCCGACCAUGUGCAACUCAAUUCGGGACUCGUUUCCGGACGGAUGGCUGACUACUGUAGGAUGGACCUCCACGAUCCCCAGUACCAGGGCUUCUUCGACGUGCCGGUGGACAACCUCUAUGGAAAGCCUCUCCUGAAGAAGUAUAUCCAGCAGAACAUUCCCAACUACAGGGAAGCCGUCAUUAUUAGUCCGGAUGCUGGAGGCGCCAAGCGCGCUACUGCCGUCGCCGACGAGCUGGACAUGGGCUUUGCUCUCAUCCACAAGGAACGCCGUCCAACAAAGUAUAGCGAACAACGCAACGCCAGCAUGAUGCUGGUCGGUGACGUCAAGGACAGGACGUGCAUCUUGAUCGAUGACCUUGUCGACACUGGUAACACGAUCACCCGUGCCGCGAAGCUCCUGAGAAGGAAGGCGCCACCUCCAUCACAGCCCUCCUCACCCACGGCAUCUUUCAGCGGCGACGCAAUUGCCCGCAUCAAAUGCCUCUGCCAUUGA